This is a messenger RNA of Camellia sinensis, 792 nucleotides long. Its product is annotated as agamous-like MADS-box protein AGL29. The record is from RefSeq and is a predicted model, not a curated record. Gene Ontology annotation, biological process: regulation of transcription by RNA polymerase II. NCBI's taxonomy places the organism in Eukaryota, Viridiplantae, Streptophyta, Magnoliopsida, Ericales, Theaceae. Gene Ontology annotation, molecular function: RNA polymerase II cis-regulatory region sequence-specific DNA binding; protein dimerization activity; DNA-binding transcription factor activity, RNA polymerase II-specific.
AUGGAGAGCAGCAAAAAGCAAACAAAGGGUCGCCAAAGAAUUGACACUUCAAGGAGACGUGAGAGUGAAGAAGAUCGCCUCAUAACAUUCUCCAAACGUCGAAGUGGUCUUUACAAGAAGGCCAGUGAGCUUUGUGCUCUUUGUAAUACAGAGCUUGUUGUGCUCAUGUUUUCUCCUUCUGGCAAACCUUUCUCAUUUGCUCACCCUAAUAUUGAUGUCAUUGCAAGGCGUUUCUUGAAACUCCCACAAGAAGAUGUCACUGGUGGAAUUAUCAAUGCUCGUCUUAGGAAUAGGAUCAAUGAGCUCAACGAACGACUCACUCAGCUUGGUGAUGAAGCACAAGCCGAAAAGGAACGUGGACAAAUGCUAUCCCAUAUGGCAAAAGUGCGUCCAAACAAGCCUUUAUGUGAUGCAAACAUUGAUGAACUUAGCGACAAUGAUGCUGGUAUGUUGAAAGCUUGGCUACUUGAGUUGCAGGAUCGGAUUCAUAAUCGAUUCGAAGAGUUAGCUGCUAAUGCUACUGCUUAUGCUGGUGCACCUGCAAGCCUAGUUGAUGAUACCAAUGUUGCUUCUUCUAGACAGGGCCAUGGGGGCAUGCAUUUUUAAAAUAUAUCGACUGAAUUAAACAAGGUUUUCAUUACCAUUAAAAUACAAUUUAGAUUAAGUUUGUGUGUCGUUAUGUAAUAUAACAAAAUGUGAGAAUGAAUCUAAUGCAUUCUUCUAUACUUGUUAUAGGAAAAAUCCAUUAAGUGCUUGAUCUAUUUAUCUCCGCCAUGCAUGUGUACCACUGAC